AUGCGCUCUGCCGCUCUGUCCGUUUUCGGCGCUUUGUCCCUCGGGGCUUUCGUGGCUGCUCAGGAAGUUGUUGAGGAUACCGAUGCGGCUCAUGUUGAACGACCACGCUACUACUUCCCCCGCGAGGUUAAGCGUAAUUACAUUCGAAACAACAGCAACCCCGAUUCCAACACUGAUUCCAACCCAAUUCAAUCGUGGCUCGACAGUUUGACCGAGGAUGUUGCCGGAACCCCAACCACGACUUCGACUUCCGAGGCUGCUGCUAACACCGGAAAGCAUGUGGUUGUUGUGAUUUCCAUUGAUAGUGAAGGACACCGCCAUACCAUCACCACUGAGACUCGUGCUGAGGCCCAGCCAACCAACAAGGAGUCCACCACCACCGCGGUUGACGAUACCAACACGAAGGCUACCACUAACACGAAGGAUUCCACUCCCGCCACCACCACAGCCACUCCAACCACUACUUCUGCAUCCGGAAACAUUAUCGGUAAUGCUGUCAGCGGUGUCGAGAGCGAUCUUUCGAACAUCCUUGGUGGUGGAAGCACCACUACCUCGGCCACCGCUACGAUCACGGGCGCAUCCAGCCCUGCAUCCAGCGUUGCUAUCACCGAUAGCAGCGCCUCAGCUACCGCGACAACGACUUCAAAGUCUGGAAACCUUCUCAGUGACGUGAGCAGCGAUCUGUCAAAUCUCCUUGGAGGUGGCACCAGCACUGGCCGAACCAACGGUACCACCACUGGAACUCCCAGCACCACUAACAGCCUGGGUCUCACCAUCCCCGUUAGUGUGCCUGUUUCCAGCCCCACUUCCACCGCCAGCGGUGAUGCGCUCUCUAGCAUCCUGGGCGGUGCUUCGACAGCACUCACUGGCCUCACUGGUUCUGAUGCCAAUGGCACCUCAACCAGUGGCCUUGGUGGUGUCCCUACACCCCAGGCCAGUCAGACUCAGAAGUCCGGUACCCCCAGCGGCAGCUCUGGCUCUCCCUCCGGAGCUACUGGCUCCAUUCCUGUUCCUCACUCACCUAGUGCUGGCAGCACUGGCACUGGUAAGGCUAGUGGACCAGGAUCCGUCCCUACUCCCACCGGAACUCAGACUCCCAAGGUCUCGACCGCUACUGCGACUCCUACUUCCACCUCUAAGCCUGAGCCUGAGACCACGACUUCUCAUCCCGAGCCUAAGCCUACUACCACCGCUACUAGCCACCCUCAGCCCGCUGAGAACACCUCGACCGAUACUAGCGACUGGAUGCCUUCCAGCAUUUUGAUCCAGCCUACUCUCACCCAGCAGCCCACUACUGCUGAGACCGGAACUACUACUGCCACUUCUGCUCCUAGCCUGCCUGAUUCCAUCACCCCCUCCAACAGUGGUAGCGAGCCCCCUGCCGACUCUACUCUGCUUCAGAUUGGUUUCGACGGUAGCUUGCCCUGGUCCUUUGUUGCCUCCAAGGCUCUGUCGUCGUCUCAGAUCUUUGAGUUCAUUCCUCAGGCCCUGGCUCACGCUCUCCCCUACUGGGGUAGCAAGGCCGAGAUGUAUGCUCUUGAGCCUUACUAUAACUGGCAGAAGACUGGCUACAACGCCACCAUUGCCGUCUUCUACUUCCCUAACGAAGGUUUCAAGAAGCUGCAGGAGCAGAAGAACAACCCUAACUCUGCUCUCUACACCGAGGCCCAGAGUGAGACUGUCAAGGCUUUGAUGACCAUGGUUGAUUCCACCAUUCCUCUCGUCUACACUGGCAGUUGGCCAAGUGAUGACAACGAUGGUUCUUCUGGUUCCACCAGCGGAAAUGGCGGCGACAGCGACAGCGACAGCGGCAAUGGUGACAGUGGAAACACCGACGACGGCUCUUCCAACAGCAGCAAGAGUAGCGCCAGCUCUGCUGGUAUUGCUUGUGGUGCUGUCGCUGGUGCCGCCGCCUAUGGUGCCGGUAUGUUCUGGGUCGCUCGUCGUUACCGCAAGAAGAAGCAACUGCACCAGCGCUCCAGCUCUACUGCUGAGCAGAUGAGCCAGGGUGGAUCCAACUCCGGCUCUAUUUUUGGUGCCGGUAACCGUGUUUCUGGCAGCCAACGCUCCCAGAUGAUCAGUGCCCCUGUUAUGGCUGAGAACUCUCUGGGCUGGAACUAG
Penicillium angulare is the source of this 2121-nucleotide messenger RNA. RefSeq names its product putative mucin family signaling protein Msb2. The transcript has a single exon. Lineage: Eukaryota; Fungi; Ascomycota; Eurotiomycetes; Eurotiales; Aspergillaceae. The record is from RefSeq and is a predicted model, not a curated record. Gene Ontology annotation, biological process: fungal-type cell wall organization; hyperosmotic response; osmosensory signaling pathway via Sho1 osmosensor. Bases 1 to 2121 code for a protein of 706 amino acids. Gene Ontology annotation, cellular component: plasma membrane; extracellular region; cell surface. Gene Ontology annotation, molecular function: osmosensor activity.